AUGUACCAAACUUGGAAAUCAUAAUUUAUAACAUAUUGGCAAACAUGUGAAGAAGCAAGUCAAUGUGUCGGAUACACUUGCAGCAAACGUCAAGUUAGAGCGCAAGUGGCUCUCUGAUUCAAAGAGGUUAAGAGAGCUGCUUCGUAGAAAUGGCAGCAAUAAAGGGCCUGGGUAGAAAUAUCCCUUAUCUGAGACAACAAUUUGCUGCCCUUUUAGGAAACACCAGCACCAGUGUGAAAUUCAUAUGCAUAGUAGUUCUGUUUUCCUAUUGCCUUUCUUUUUCCACGGAAGCGGUGCGUCUUCUGAGUGUGACACCAGGUUACUUAUUGCCUCCAGCUUUUUGGAUUUGGACAGCGUUCACCUUUUGUUUCCUUGAGAUACAUUUCUGGGAAGUAUGUGUGGAUAUCGUCACAGUCGGACUUUGUGGCAAAUUGAUCGAACCUUUAUGGGGCGCGAUGGAAAUGAUGACUUUUUUCGCUAUUGUUAAUUUUGGUGUCGCUGUGCUGUCAUCCUUAUUUUAUUUAUUUCUAUAUAUGUGCACUAAUGAUCCGGAUCUAUUGUUUGAUAUACACAUCCACGGAUUGACUGGAUAUAUUGCAGGUGUUGCAGUAGCUGUAAAACAAAUAAUGCCAGAUCAUAUAUUAGUUAAAACACCAAUUGGAAAAAUUACAAAUAGAAAUAUACCAUUAAUGGUUUGGGUUAUGGGAGUAAUAUUAUGGCUUUUUGGAUUAUUGGAAGGUACUCAUCCAACUAUGUUCCUUAGUGGUCUAUUGAUAUCAUGGAUAUAUCUUAGAUUCUACCAGAAACAUAAUAAUGGUACACGUGGUGAUAUGGCAGAUAACUUCACAUUUGCAAGCUUUUUUCCAAAUGUUUUACAACCACCAAUAGCAGUUGUAAGUAAUACAAUACAUGGUUUCUUUGUACGAGUUGGAAUUUGUAGAAAAGUGGUUAGAAGAUUUGAUAUGUCUAAUGCCCCUCCUGGUUUAAUUAUAAAUCUUCCUGGUAUAGAUCCACAUGACAGUGAAAGAAGAAGGCAAAUAGCGUUAAAAGCCUUAAGUGAAAGGUUAAGUAAGGAUCAUGCAAAACCAUGGCAACAGGAAAGAGCUAAGAAACAUUCUCCAGUUCCUCCUGCAGUUUCAAUUCCAAUUCCUGAAACAACUACACCCAAACCACUUGCAUCUCCUCUCAUUCCUCAAGUUAGUGUUAACAUACAUAAUCACACUUCUAAUACUAAUACGUGA
Molecule: messenger RNA, 1241 nt
Organism: Habropoda laboriosa
Lineage: Eukaryota; Metazoa; Arthropoda; Insecta; Hymenoptera; Apidae
Product: transmembrane protein 115
Exons: 4
Coding region: 150-1241 (363 amino acids)
Biological process (GO): retrograde vesicle-mediated transport, Golgi to endoplasmic reticulum
Cellular component (GO): membrane; Golgi apparatus
Source: RefSeq, a predicted model, not a curated record